Dibothriocephalus latus is the source of this 138-nucleotide messenger RNA. The record is from the annotation of a GenBank genome assembly. NCBI's taxonomy places the organism in Eukaryota, Metazoa, Platyhelminthes, Cestoda, Diphyllobothriidea, Diphyllobothriidae.
AUGGAGGAGUUCAAGGAUUGGUUGGCCGCUGCAGAAAAGGAAGUGGAUACAAAAAUUAUCGGCCUAAAUGGAAACACCCUGGACGAUGUGAUUUCGCAAUUUGCGGUUCGUGAACUUCCUGUCUUCGUUGUAGAUUUC